UCCUAAAGUGCUACCAUUCCCACAGUCCCUCCCUCCCUUUGCAAAUAGAUUUCAGCAGCAUGCAUUUACAAACCAAACCAUGUUUACUCAGCUUUCACACACACUCCAAUACAUCCAAAUGGAGGAAUCAGGAAGGGACUGCUGUCUGCUGUUAUAGCACCGCUCUCACAACUAUGCCUCCCUUUUCCUUUUUCUGCCAUGGACAAGCUAACCAUGCUCUUGUUUUUGCUGACAUUGUUCAUAUUCAAUAAGGAUGGCAGAGUCACGGCUGGCUUUAAAGGCUCGGCCCGUGCCAGCCUCACCCUUAUUGAUGGCACUCAGGACCAGCUGGCAUACCAUCACAACCAUCAGGACAAUCAUGAUGGAGGGUUCUCUGGCCAAGAAGGAUCGACGUUUACCCUCAGGGUUCAGGUGAAGAAUGCCGUGAGCCAGCAGCCCCUGAGCCACGCAUCAGUGGAAGUGUUUGUAAACUACACACUCAUCAACUCCACCAUGACAGGCAGGGAUGGAGUCACCGUGCUCAGGGUGCCAUACACACACAGUUGGCCUCUCAUGCUGGUGGCCAGAAAAGAUGGCUACAUCCAAACACCACUGCUGUGGAAAACCACCAAAAUUCCAAUUUUUUCAUCUGUAACACUGCCACUUUUCUACCAAAACCAAGGAAACAUAUGGCUGUUUGAAGAUUUGGUCAUCAUAACAGGCAAAAUGUCUGAUACUGUGCCACCUGCAAAUGUGCAGUUCCCAAAGAGGCUGCUCUCUCUACCAGACAACAACAUCUCUUCAAUAACAGCCUACCUGACUGUGCCUAAACUGCCUGCAGAGAAACAUUUCUUCCCCAACACCACAGGCAUCAUCAUGAGCAAGUCAGGCUUUAGGAGUGUUGAGUUAAACCCAAUUGCAGCAGUUAGUGUCCAGCUCUUGUAUAAUGGAAUUGAUGUGCAGAUAUCAGGCCCUGUCCAGAUCACAUUACCUCUUGCUGAAAGCAGCCAAUCACAGCUCUCCUAUACUGUCCCAGCCUGGUCAUUUGACAGAAAGACUGGUGUAUGGGUGAAUCGUGGUUUGGGAACAGUUCAAAUGGAGAACAGACAUUUGGUUUGGGUCUACACUGCUCCCCAUCUGGACUACUGGAUUGCUGCCCCUUUUCCCUCAUCCACUGGUUACAUGGGACAUGAAAGCCCUCUGGAUUUCAUUUCAUACAAUGCAUACCUUCUUAUUCCAGUAGUAGGAGGAGGUUUAAUUAUUGCUGUAGGAUUGCUUGCUGUGGUGUCAUGUUAUUGUAGAGACUCCCUGUGUAAGCGAAAAAGAAAGCGAGUCCACAGCCGAAAAACAGCCGUUCAGAAGAAAGACCAGACCACUGGUAGAAACAACAGCAAUGAGCAGUUGGACAUUUCUUUUAAAGCUCCUACACACAAACACAGGCAUCGUUCAGCUGCAUUUCAAAGCACAUCAGUCUGUAAGAGGGAUCAUGAAAACAUAGCUAAAAGUUCUCAAGAGUCUACAAAAACCUUACAGACGCCACAAAAUGUUAACAGUAGUGAGCUUGUGAUACCGGUCUCGCUGCAUGAAAAUGUGUGUCUUCCUGAAAGCUUAGUUCUGUAUAACCAGUCUGUAGCUUUGAUUCAGGUUCCACACCACGUCACUUCAUCAGACCAAGCAUCAGGAAGCAGGUCCGCCACGCUACCUAGGAAGGCGGUCCAGUACAGUGGCCUGGAAAAACCAAAAAUGGCACUACUCUCAGAUUUCAAACAGCAAGACAUAACUAUGGAGAUGACAUAUGAAGAGCCCAGAGCUAAAGGCUGGAGCUGCUUGUUGGAGUCUGUGUCUGUCCCAGACACCCUGAACAAAGCUACAGGGAUGGACACUUCCUGUGGGACUAAUCAAGGAAGCUCUGAGCAGACACUACUGGAGCUGUCCAAAAAUAAACCCUUCCCUCAUCCAAAAGCUUGGUUCGUUUCUCUGGAAGGAAAACCUGCUGCACAGGUCUGCCACUCCAUUGUAGACCUUCGGAAAUGUCACCUCCUACUCACUGACAGUCAGGACACCAGUCUGGACUCAGGCGUCGACCUCAACGAGCAGCAUCAAAAGCAGAACCAGAGCUAUCUGAAAAGAAAUACAGCUCACACACAGGCAAUCCACUCAGAGAAUGCACAUCUGAGCAGCUGUGAGAGUGGUACAAUCAUAGCCUGCACCCCAGAAGAGCUCUUGCUCAAAAACACACACCAGAGCAGCGGUGGAACCGUGUCCUACUUACCAGAGGAGAAAUGCGAUGAUGACACGUCAUACGAGGGCAGCGAAUGUGCACCAAGCCCUCGAGUGCAAAGGCUUAGGAAGGCAAAGGAAAAGCCAAAAAGCACCUGGCACCUGAGGGAGGAAAGACCGCUUAUGAAGCUAAACUAAAAGCACAUUGUUAAAAAUGGUUUAGUUAUUAUUAUCAUCACCACCAUCAUCGUCAUAUCAUAUAGACUAUAAAACCUAAAAUAAAAUGUCCAUUUACUGAAAACACUGCUAGAAGCCAUCAUGUUCAAACUUUAAGUGUUUCCUUUCUGUAACAUUUCUUCUUUUUUUUCUCCUUUAAACAUAAUAUUAUCCUUGCAAAGUUAUGUAAUCUUUUAUUUUUUUUAACUGCAAUGGGUUUAUUUAUUUGUUUCUUUCUUUUACACAGAUAAUUCUACACAGAUAUUUUACACAGAUAAUUCUACACAGAUAUUCCACUUAAUUUCACAGUGAAAUUGUACUUAAGCCUUGUACAGUUGAGGUCACAAGUUUACAUACUCCUUGUAGAAUCUGCAAAAUAUUAAUAGCUUUAAAAAAAAAAAAAUUUUUGAAAAGAUGGAUCGUAAAAAAUGCA
Ictalurus furcatus (blue catfish) is the source of this 2848-nucleotide messenger RNA. Its product is annotated as protein FAM171B-like. The record is from RefSeq and is a predicted model, not a curated record. Lineage: Eukaryota; Metazoa; Chordata; Actinopteri; Siluriformes; Ictaluridae. The coding region runs from base 199 to 2397 and encodes 732 amino acids. The transcript is spliced from 8 exons.